Molecule: messenger RNA, 2005 nt
Organism: Vanessa atalanta (red admiral)
Lineage: Eukaryota; Metazoa; Arthropoda; Insecta; Lepidoptera; Nymphalidae
Product: charged multivesicular body protein 7
Exons: 12
Coding region: 109-1980 (623 amino acids)
Biological process (GO): vesicle budding from membrane; late endosome to vacuole transport via multivesicular body sorting pathway
Cellular component (GO): cytoplasmic side of plasma membrane; ESCRT III complex; multivesicular body
Source: RefSeq, a predicted model, not a curated record
GUCAAAUUAGUCAAAAAUAUUUUCAACCGUGUGCUUUUUGCGAAUGCGGAAAUACCUUUAAUAACAUUGCAAAAAAGGAUUAGUAAACAAACUUUACGAAAUUGUAAAAUGGGUCUCGCGGAGUGUGGUAUUCCUGAAGACAAAUUACCUCAGUGCUGGUCUGAUGAUACUCGAAUGAACGCUCUGUUUGCGCCUUUUCGUUUAAAAUCAGCGAACCCAGAGUCAUGGGAGAUGAAAAUGAAAUUUUGGUCUGAUAUGGUGAGACAAUGGUGUAGGUUUAAAGUGGACCCUAUAGUGUCAGGGGCAGAUGUGAAGUUCGCUUUCCAGCGCAGGGGCCGAACUGCUGCAUGCAUCGAAAUUGUUAUUGAAGAAAUGUUUCGAUCCGGCGAACUGUCACCGAUAUCAAAGUACCAGCAGAUUCUACACAAUGGUCCUGAGGGUUGGGUCCGGUGGGGCGCUCGCCUCGCUUUCAAACCAGCAGCAUUUGCGCUUACUGCGGUAACAUCAUUCCUACCGGCAAGAGAAGCAAUAGAUGCUAAUGGUCUCCCAAAAGCUAGCAUAGAUUCAACCCAACGAUUCAUCUUGGAGAGUGCUGUUAAGGAGCAAGCUAUGGAUCUUUUAAACAAUUUUCCCGUCGGCUUAGAACGUAUUGGAACGAUUGAAGAAUUGAUGAGGGCAUGCGGUCACUCUAACAGAGAAGUAUUUGAAAUCCUUCUCGGGUUUCUGGUGUCUCAGGGUAUGGCUGUGAAAAGUGGGGAUGUUGUGAAACUAGCGGAGGCUAAUAAAAAGGUAUCUCCCGUGACGGAGAUGGAUGCGGCCGUGGUGAAGCUGAUGUCAGCUGAGACGCGACUGCAGGCCGACGCGACGCGACUGUCGCGCGACGUUUCUGCCGCGGAGAGCGAGGCUCGGGCAGCUGUGAAGCUCGGCAACAAAUUAGCUGCAAGGAAUCAUCUCCGUAGGAAAUUAAAAGCCCAACAGCGUCUAGAAAGAUGUGAAUCGGCAUUGGACAACAUCAAAGAACUCCUACAACAAGCGAGGAAUACAGAUAUUAAUACCACUGUUGUUGACACAUAUCGAACGAGUGCCCAGGCUAUGAAAAAGACAAUGAAAGACGAAGGAAUGGACGAGGAUGCUGUCCACGACACGAUGGAUGAUCUAAAAGAGGUUAUGGAGAGUUACAAUGAGGUGGAGAAAGCUCUAAGUGGUAACAUAGACGACCUAGACACAGCCGAACUGGAACAAGAGCUGAAUGAUCUGUUAUCUGGAUCCGGUAACACUGGGGGUACUCCAGGGAAGGAGGACAGGGAUAAAGAUGGGAGGAAUAUUUCAACGAAGCUGCCAUCCCCACCUGCGGAUAAACUACCGAGAGGUACCAAGAAGCCAUUAGAGCGGGAGUUCGUCUUCGAUGGCGAGGAACAGAUGCUGGCCGAGCUGAACAGUCUGGGUCUCGAGGACGCCAGCCCUGGAAAGGUGGCGGUGGCUGUGGCUGAAGCCGACCCGGUCCCGAAUUCUCCGAAACGGGAGACCAAGAAGGAAAAGCCGUCUCAGGAGUGGUAUCCGCCGUCGAAAGAGUGUCUCACGUCCGACGUGUGGCCGAACAACAACAAGGAGAGCGACUCGGACACCAGCUUAGACAUCAACUUGGCGAACUUGGCCAAGGAGUAUGUGGAGUUGCGCCAAGACGACAGGAUACAUCCAGGUCAACCCCUCAACGUGGACUUCACGACACCCCCGCGGCACUACGGCGCUCAGUUCCAGGUGCAGGACCACACCGAGGGGGCUGGUGUGUGGCUCUACAGCAGUAGGGACGAGUUGGCCGCCAGCACUGCAUACAGCAGUUCGGAGAGUCCUGGUAAAACCGGUGGUAACUUCCAAAUGGCUCCCGGUGGUGAGAGAAAGAAGCCAGACCCCUGGCCCAAGGACGACAGCGUCGAGGAUUUGGAGAGGCGACUCAAAAAUUUAAGAGGUUUUAAUUUAUAGAUGUCAGUCAUAACGUUAUCGGCUU